Molecule: messenger RNA, 2217 nt
Organism: Paracoccidioides brasiliensis Pb18
Exons: 8
Coding region: 1-2217 (738 amino acids)
Biological process (GO): chromatin remodeling
Cellular component (GO): RSC-type complex
Molecular function (GO): protein binding
Source: RefSeq, a predicted model, not a curated record
AUGACAACUAAACGGCGGGGAACCGUGGCGGGGUCUCCAGAAGGCCCUGCAAAGGGCCAGAAACGGCGCAGGACCUCAACUUAUGUCCCCGAAACAGACGAGACCCCCGAGAAAACAACAGAAACAGGUCUAGAACUGCUCGCGCUGAUCAAGGAGGCGACUGAUAAACAUGGACAACUUGUUGCAACGGAAUUUCUGCAUCUUCCUAACCGGGAAGAAAAUCCUCACUAUUACAAAGCGAUUCGCCUUCCAAUUGCCCUGGAUACUGUCGAGGACAAACUGAAAAAACGUGAAUACCUCUGUUUAACUCCUGUAGAAAGUGACCUCCGGAGGAUGGUUAGCAACGCCAAGUAUUACAAUGACAAAGGAUCAAUGAUUUUUUCCAACGCUGAGCGCAUACGGAAAUUAGUCGCGAAUAGAAUGUCUACAAUAAACCCCGCAUACAACGAUCCGAACUACGCACCUUUUGCUACCCCGAUACCAGAAGACGAAGAAGAAGUGGAACGGGAAGGAGAAGAAGUCCAGUCCCCGGAACCUGAAAUUCACGAGGACACUAAAGUUGAGGAUGAAAAGUCAUCCGCAGUCGAGACACCGGGCUUGGAACAGGGUGACUCCAAUGAGAACGCGCAUUUGAACUUUGAGGGGGAAACUUUUGAAAGUGCUCAGGAGAAGAUAAUUGCUGGAAUGAUUCGAUUAAAGGAUUCAGAUGGCGAAGAAGUCUUUUUCCCGUUCCUCAGUAUGCCUGAUCGGAAUUUAUACAAGGAGUACUAUGAAAUCAUAAAGCAUCCCGUGUCCCUCAGGGCCAUCCUAAAACUGGUCCGAGGCACAGACGGACGCAAGAAUUCUACCAAAACCACUCCUUUCAAGACGUGGGAUGCGUUCGAGGAGGAGGUCAGCUACAUCUGGCGCAAUGCCAGAAAAUUUAAUGAGGAUGGCAGUGAAAUAUUUGCCCUUGCUGGGUCACUUGAGGAAUACUUCCAUCGGCUUCUUGCGGAAGCACGAAAGCAGGUCCCUGAACCCGCCUCGACGACAAAUGGGGGUAGUCCUACCCCACGCAUUAAGCUGCGUGUAGGAGCCACAAAGACCCCAGAACCAGCGCCGCCGAAGCUCACGUUGCGAUUUCCUGGGAGAACUGGUGACCAACCGUCAUCGGCGGAUAUAGAACAUCGACAGGGAGGUGUUUUGAUAGAUAAUGAAGCGCUGCGCAGGCAGCAGGAACAUGUCAAGGCAGCCACGUCUAAUGGACUAGGAGUACCGGAACGGCCGACACCGCCCACAAGAACGCUGAGAGAUCGAUCUGGUUCUGGGACCAGGGCGGUUUCGACGCGAAGCACGCGAUCACAGGAGCAAGAGCAGCAGCAACAGCAACAACAACAACAGCAGCAGCAGCAGCAGCAACAGCAACGAAGCAACGCGGGGUCAUCGCCUGUGCGGCCUUCGUCUGCUGCCAAAGUUGAAGGUACAGGGGUAUCAACUCCUACUCUCAGGAGCAGGACGAACCAGGAACAUGUAAAAGCGCCCCCCAACGCACGAAAUCGCACAGUUUCCGGACCAGCUGAACUGUCUAGCAAAAUGCCACCAUCGACGGAUGACCCGUUAAUGCAACAAAAUAACUCAGAGACGCUGUUACGGGCGUUUAAUUCUCGUUCAUAUUCCUAUCCAUUUACACCUACAGCGGUGCCGCGGUUGAACCUGAGAUUACGAAAGCCAGGCAGAGCCGCCCUCCUCUCCAACGUCCGAUUAUCCAGCCACCCAAACCUCAACCUCUCCAAAUCCAUCCUCCUCGAUAUUCCCCCCUCCCCAACCCUCACCAGCCAAUCCAUAACCAUCAAUCUCCCCGCCAAAGCACACAUCAUCUGCAUAUCUCCCACAAUCGCCGUCCCCAGCCCCAGCCCCAACCCCAGUUCCAGCUCCAGUCCUCUACAGCGCCAAACACAACUCACCGUCACGGCUGGCGGGCAUCGGAUAUCGCCGAUGCUGUCGCCGGCGCGGACGAUGGAUCCGACAAGGCCGUAUUAUGAGGUUAGGCUUGGGGUUGGGAUUACGAAGAUUGAUGUUGAGAUGAGUGCUGGUCCUGCGCGGGGAAGGGUAGGUCCGGCUUCAAGUUCGGUUGUAGGUGCAGGUGGAGGGGGAGGUGGAGGGGGAACGAGGGCUCCUGUGCAGGUGGAGAGUGAGUAUGAGCGGCUGACGGUUUAUGUGAAUUUGAUGAGGAGGUAG